Rangifer tarandus platyrhynchus (Svalbard reindeer) is the source of this 369-nucleotide messenger RNA. Lineage: Eukaryota; Metazoa; Chordata; Mammalia; Artiodactyla; Cervidae. The record is from the annotation of a GenBank genome assembly.
AUGCCGGAGCCCGAGACCGUGCCGGAGCCCGCGCCGCCGCCGCCGCCGCCGCCGCCGCCCCGUGAAUGCCGCCGCCGCCGCCGCUCCGGCUCCAGCGCCAGCUCCCGCGCCUGCCGCGCUCAGCGCCGGCUGCACCUCAGAUGGGCGGGGGACAGGGAGGGGGGCGGGCCCGGCGCGGGAGAGGGCGGGGCGUGCCCGCCCGCGGCCGCGGAAUCCUCUGGCGGGCCGGGUGCCCCGCCCGCAGGCUGGAGGCGGAGGCGCGGGGCUCCCGGCCGGGGGCGACCCCGCCGCAGCCCCUGCACGCAACAGCGCCGCCUACGGAGCAGGGAAGACGCGGCGGGCGCGACCCCGCCCCCUGCUUUGCUCUAG